Molecule: messenger RNA, 3313 nt
Organism: Orbicella faveolata
Lineage: Eukaryota; Metazoa; Cnidaria; Anthozoa; Scleractinia; Merulinidae
Product: neuropeptide FF receptor 2-like
Source: RefSeq, a predicted model, not a curated record
ACAGAAAAAAGCAAAACACCUCAGGAUAGAAUGCCUCAUGUUUCGAAAAGCAAUUUGAAAAAUCUGCAAACAGAUUUUUACCAGUUUGACGCAAACAACAUGAAGUGCAUUUACAACUGAGUUUCAAACCUCUACAAUUGAUUUUUCACGGCGUGAGUUAAUAAUAGCAUUUCAUAUGACAACUUUUGGCAGUAGCGCUUAUCCCUUCCUAUGUUUUUGACAGGAGUAAUUUCCGCAAAAGUUAUCUGAAAGGGUGGUUUAUUUACAUUUACAUCAAAAGUAAUUUGGGGACUUCCGAAAUUUAAUUAAAAAGAAGGAUUAAGGUAAUAUUACGACACAAUAGCAGUGUAGGUUUGCAAAAUUUCCGCUUGCAAUCAAAUCUAAGCCCGUUCACAGUUUUGCUGAUUUCUGAAAAAAAAAUCGAUCUAGUAACUGAAAAUAAAUUGAAAAUAUGUGCCAUCGGAAGAAAUUAUUAAUUUUUAGUAGAAAGUAGAAUGCCCUUAUUCGGAGAUUUGUAAUCUUAUUAAGAAUCUAUGAUGCAUUGAAUAAUUUACGCACACCUCAAGAUCACUUAAAAAGAUGUUACUAGUACACCAUUAUCUUUCAGCGGAAGGGUUAGGUUUGCUGCUAGGUAAAGUUUCCGCCUCUCUUUUAAUGGGAAAAAAAUUGGAGCUUAUAUCGGUAACCGCUUCGUUAACACGUGAAUGUAGUAAAGGCAACUCCGCAAAAUCGUUUUACAAGAAAGAAACGUCGCAUCCAUUGCAAACAAUUCCAAUAUUUUCAUAGUUCAGGCAAACAGUCUUUUUUUCUGUCUGUGUUGUUUGUCUCUAUCUUAAUUUACUUUAAUCUGACUGUUGCAGAAGAUGUUACAGAGAUUGUAAUCGACGGGUCGAGUUAAGAACUUUCUGCAUUGUACAAAAAAUAGAAAAACAUGUUUCCUAGUUACCGAACAAUUUAAAGGUGCCUUAUCUUUAUAGAGUUUCACAGAGAUUUUGGGUGCUCUUACGCCUGUGUCAUGAACUAUAUCUCAAGUUUUCUAUUAAAUAUUUUUAUCUUUAUUUUGUAUGCCGAACGAAGGGAAGCUCUUUUUUAAAUGUAUAAAUUUGUUAAUAUAUCUUGCACUUUCCCCUGUUGUGCUAUGAACAUACAGCAUCCGGUCUGAAUAUGUUUUCAACCGAUUUCAAGGAGGUUUUUUCACCUAGUGCUGAGUCUCUUUAAUUUCCUGUAGAGCAGUUAUGGUUCUUGCAGAUUUUACUGGUUUUUAAAGCAAGAAAUUGCUCAUACGUUCAACUGGAAAAUAGCUUAUGAAAGCUUAUAUUCUUUUUCGGUCAAAAAGAAGCCAUACUUCCAUCAUGUCAUCGAUGUGGUUUUGAACAUGGCCAUGCAUUUAUGUUUUGAAUAAUUAACAGACAAAGUAAUCUUAAAGUCUAAUUGCUUUAAAAUUAAUUUGCUUUGGACAAAUUUUGUUCGUGCGUUAGAUGAUCUGAAACGGAGGAAUAAAUGGUUGUGUACAAUAAGUUCACGCCUGAAGGAGUCUUUAGGUGAAAAACGUUGCUCGGGUGUCAAUUACAAAAUCCAGUGGUGUCCAAUUAAUAAAUUUAACUAUUUAAACGUUCGCGCAGGCUUUUUUCUUUCAAUCUAAUUCAACUGCCGCUGCAACCAACACAUAUUAGGUUUUCCAUAUACAGUAGAUCCUCUCGGAAAAUACCCGCAGACUGCACCCAGCUUUUUGGAAUACUGGCCAACGUUUUCGCAACAGCGCCAUACCAAGGAAAAUCGUAAAUAUACGCGAACUGACGCACUCUUCGCUAGUUUGACAAGCUCUUAGAAAAAUAUAUAUCGUCGAAAAACAACACAGGCAGAGACAAGUUGGUGUUUCUCCAGCCAAAGACAACUGCAUUUCUAUCCAGAGAGUGAUCAAAGUCUUAUAUGACAGCAUACAAAAGUAAUUGAAAUCGAAGAGAAACAAAUUUAAAGAUUUUCACCUGAAAAGCAUUGGUCCUAGUGUAUUCCUAUAUAUUAAGACGAAUUGGUAACAGCGAAUUACAGAUCACAGACCUAUACCCCAUGAAUGAGACAACUGAUCAAGACAACAAGACAGUCGGGUUUCGCGGCAAAGAGGUAGCAAUCGUUCUUCUUAUCCGCUCUCGCAAAGAAGUUCCACUAUCAUUUUCAACUGUUCUGUCAAUAGUCAUGUUUUUAGUUGUGUUGGGAGUCAUUCUGAAUGGAGCCAUUUGCUUUGUCAUGCUUCGUGAAAAGCGCUUCAAGAAAAACACUUCAAACUUCUUCAUUUUGCAUCUGUCAGUGACGGAACUUGUUAUACGCCUUCUUAUCGGCCCGAUUGUUGUGUAUUCGUUGGUUACAACAUCAAAAAUUGAAAGCAUCCAAUGCAAAUUUCUAUCACUGUUUUUCAACACCUUCGGUUCAGCCACAUUUAUAAGUUUAGCUGCUAUAGCGACUGAUAGAUAUCAAAACAUCGUCUAUCCCAUGAAAGCCUUGAAGUCUAGGAGAAAGACUUUUCAUCUGGUUUUUAUCGUUUGGUUGUACGCUAUCAUAGUCUCAAUUCCCGGUGUAGUGAACAUGAGAAGUAUAUCUAUCAGCGAACUUCCAGAAGCUGACGGAAUGGAUUGUAAAACUUGCUCUAACAAGAGGAUUUGCGACAUGCCACAAAAUGCCAUUGGCCAGGUAUCCACAACGUCGUAUUUUGUAUCUGCUUUUCUUAUUCCACUGACAUUGAUUUUUGUGCUAUACACAAAGAUUGUUAUUGUCUUGCACCAAAGACGAAACAAUGGGAUGAUGCAUAAAGUGGCGGCAAGAUCAAAGUCCAAAGCAGUCCGCAUGCUUGUCUUAGCGGUAAUUGGAUAUGCUUUGUCGCUAGGACCAGGAGCUCUCCUCGCCAUGUUGAGGUCUUAUGGAAAUCUCAACAAUACCUCGUUUUACCAAAAGUUCGCAGUCAGUUGGAUUGUCGAAAUUGUACAACUCACAAGUUCACUCGGAAAUCCUAUAAUCUAUGCAUACUAUAACGGAGACUUCAGAAAGGAACUUUUGAAGCUGUUUUGCAGAAAAAAAAGCGCCUGCUCCUUCUGUGAGUUUACAAAGUCGUGCAGGUAGUAGCCUUUACGCGGAGAAUCGAUGAAAAGUAUCGUGAAACUUAAAAAUAACAAAUUGAAGACACGCAGAUAGCUUGAGGCCUCAAAGGCGUGACACUGUAGAUAUUUAGAACGAACUCAAAUUUAUAUAGGAGCGCUGAUUGGUUUAUAAUCGUGUUUCUAUUUAAUCUGAUUGUUUUAGUAGAAUUCUAACUGGAAUAAAC